AGUCGUACGGGACGUGGAUUCCCAUCGAAGGAGUUCUUCGAGACAACUCCAUCCAUGUCGUGCGUUCAAACUUGCAGCGAUCCCUUUAAAACGCUUCCCUUUCCUUCGUUCUUCGCCGAUCCCUUUCCCCUCAUCCUCUGUCUGCCUCUGUCCCCCUCGCAAAGGGGGAGAAAGGAAGCAUUUUUAGAGCGCCAGACCCGCUCUCAGCCCCAUUGUUUUGAUCCCUUCGACGCCGAACAAGCGAAGCAGGGUCGGGAUGUCGUUCCCGAGCAAGCGCCGCGAGAUGGACCUGAUGAAGCUGUAGGAUGAUGAGCGACUACAAGGUGGAGAUGACGAACGACGGGAUGCAUGAAUUCUUUGUGGAUUUCCAUGGUCCGAAGGAGAGCCCUUAUCAAGGAGGAGUGUGGAGGAUAAGGGUGGAACUACCAGAUGGUUAUCCUUACCAUUCUCCCUCGAUUGGCUUUGUUAAUAAGAUGUAUCAUCCUAAUGUUGAUGAAAUGUCUGGUUCAAUUUGUUUGGAUGUUAUCAACCAAACUUGGAGCCCCAUGUAUGAUCUUGUCAAUGUAUUUGAAGUUUUCCUUCCACAACUUCUUUUAUACCCAAACCCUUUGGAUCCAUUGAAUGGGGAGGCUGCAGCAUUGUUGAUGCGUGAUGAACCUGCUUAUGAACAAAAAGUCAAAGAAUACUGUCUGAAGUAUGCAAAGCCGGAAGACAUUGGUGCUUCCCCUGAAGAAAAAUCCAGUGAUGAAGAGCUGAGUGAAAAUGAGUGUGAUUCAAGCGACGAACAAAUGCUGGGAAAACCUGACCCUUAAUGGGGUUUUGUUUCGUAUACAUCUUUGUUUGAACUACCGAAAGACAAAAAAAAAAAUUCCAACUCUUCAUGUCAUGUGCCACUGUAAAUAAGCAUACUAAAAUCAAGUUAUGUGUAUUGUGUGAAUUGACUCA
This is a messenger RNA of Musa acuminata AAA Group (dessert banana), 945 nucleotides long. RefSeq names its product ubiquitin-conjugating enzyme E2-23 kDa. The transcript is spliced from 6 exons. Bases 306 to 812 code for a protein of 168 amino acids. Gene Ontology annotation, biological process: protein polyubiquitination; ubiquitin-dependent protein catabolic process. Gene Ontology annotation, cellular component: nucleus. The record is from RefSeq and is a predicted model, not a curated record. Gene Ontology annotation, molecular function: ubiquitin conjugating enzyme activity. Lineage: Eukaryota; Viridiplantae; Streptophyta; Magnoliopsida; Zingiberales; Musaceae.